Messenger RNA from Diorhabda sublineata, 3387 nucleotides. Its product is annotated as activating signal cointegrator 1 complex subunit 2. Lineage: Eukaryota; Metazoa; Arthropoda; Insecta; Coleoptera; Chrysomelidae. Gene Ontology annotation, biological process: regulation of DNA-templated transcription. Gene Ontology annotation, molecular function: ubiquitin binding. The transcript is spliced from 12 exons. The record is from RefSeq and is a predicted model, not a curated record. The coding region runs from base 139 to 2439 and encodes 766 amino acids.
GUCGUAUAGUGGGAGACAAUAAUAUUAAAAAUAUUGGGUUAGAAUUAGAGGUGCCGUUGAAAAAGUUGUUAACGGCAUCUGUGCUAAUUUUUUGGUUGAACUUUGAUAUUUUUUUCAUAAAAAAACUACAUAACUGACAUGAAUAACGUUGAAGAGGAAUUUCAAAAGUUACAAAUCCUAGAAAAAAGUAAUCAAAGUUUCAAUUAUCAAUAUGUUACUGUAUUUAAGAAUCCAAGUAAAUUACCCAUAAAUCAAAUACAUUUGGAAAGAAUUUGGUAUGAAUUGAAACAUGAUAUUCCUAAAGAUUUAGACUAUUUAGAAUUAUCCGAAGAUGUACUCAAAAAAAAAAUUUACAACAAAAAAUCUGAAAUUAUUCCAGCUUUGGAUAAACGAUGGCUGCCAAAAAUAAUUUUGUAUAAAUUUCAACCAUAUAUCUUCACUUUUCCAAAAGAAGAAGAUAUAUCGUUUUUAGCAAACAAUUUAUUGUAUAUAGAUAGCUUAGAUUAUUUUCUGAAGUGUAAUUUCCACCAAUUCUGGUGUACUAUUUUAUUCGAACCAUCGGCUGCUGUUUCAUUAAGAAGCUUUAUCCUAAAUCCCAUACUCCCCUAUCAAGUGGCGUAUUUAGAAGACGAAUAUGCCAAAGUUUAUAGUACAGUAUUUGAAAAGUUUCUACAGGUUUAUAAAAGACUGAUACAAUUUAGAGCAUCACAAGAUGAAUAUUUAUCUGAAGAAUAUGCUUAUGAAAAACUAUUAGAAAAGAAAUUGAUUAAUUUACCUAUCGUUAACACAUUAGCGUUAAUUUAUAAAGAUUUCAAUGCCGAUUUUGUUAAUUCAAUAACUUUGUUAUAUUUUAACGAUACAACACAUUUGGAUUUUCAAUUUAAGGAAGUUGAAGGGAGCAUUGAUCAAACUUUACUGAUAUUAGAAAUGAUAGGUGGACACGUUUGCGGAUUUAGGGAAAAUGCUGUUGUAGUUCCGAUUGCAGUUUCCCCUCGACCCUCAAUAUUCAAUUUAACUUGGGUUUAUUCAGUAGUUAGUUACCUGUUGAAUACGAUGUCGUUAUUACACACCCUUUUAGAAUACUAUAAACCUGCUAUGGAAUUGUGCAUAAAAAAAGAUUUGCCUUUUAGGUUGCCUUUUACUUAUACGAGCAUCUACAGAGAACUUUACGAGUUGAUGAGUAAUAGAGAAGAAUUAGAAAUGCAAACGAUGCUUUGCGAAAGAGUAUUCGAUGAGAUUAACUUGGGUCGAUCUGAAUUUAUCGAUGUUUAUCACAUGUUUGUCUCUUACUGUUUAGACAAAACUUUGGAAUGCUUGGGCGAUGAUAAAAAACAAGAAGAAUUGGUUGAAUUAUAUUUGAAAUUAAUGAACGUAGCUUUAGAAGAUGAUUAUUUUAUCUGUGAUUAUAACGUAAAAUAUAAUGUUGCUAGCCAAAAUGAAAUGUUUGAAAGUUGUACUGCACUAGACACAACUCGAACUGAAUUCAUAGUAUCCUGUAUAAACAAACUUCCUAGACAUAAAAAAUUAAUACAACUCUUAAAAUUGAAGAACGAAACAAUCGAAGAUGUAUUCAAACGAUUCAAACCACCGGAAAUAGAGCCAGAAGUGGAACCAGUAGCGGGUCCCUCGGAAACCAAUCAAAAACGAAAUAACGAAGUUGAAUUGGAUGUUAAAAUAAAGGAAAUCAUGGAUAUGUUUCCUCAUUUUGGUGACGGUUUUAUACUGAAAUGUUUGGAAGCGUACGAUUUUAAUUCCUCCGAUGUGAUAAAUGCUAUUUUGGAAGAAAAUCUACCGCCUCACUUGUACGAAAUUCCUUUCGACGAGAUUAGAAUACCCCCGGAACCGGAACCUGAAAAGCCCGUUUUGGCUUAUCGGGGUAAGAAACCCGAUUAUGAUGACGCCUUGGCUUUACUUAAUGAUAAGGAGGAGAUCAAGCAGUUGAAACCGAUAUUUUUGGAAAAAAUUCAAUAUUCUAAUGAUUAUCUGUACGAUGACGAAUAUGAUGAUAGAGACGACGAUGAUGUACCUAUUAAAGUCGCUGAUAAUCCAUUAGAAAAAGAACUACUCACUUACAAUCCUAAUCACGAUGAUGUAGCUAGUGAUUCCAGUGAAUCUGAAGAAGAAUUAUCCGAAAGUAGUACUCAGAAAACGAACGUUAGAUCUGGUACCCAAAGCGGAUCAGGUGACAAGAGGAACAGGAUGAACUUCUGUGAAGAUCCUGCUGUAAUACGAGAAAGAAGAGAAGCGAAAUUCAGAUCACACCAUCGACCGCCACAACAAACGAAAUCCAACGUUGUCGGUAAACCGAAAGGACAAGGACAAGAGAAGGACGUUUUGAAAGCGAGAGAUAAGAAGAACGUCAACAAAUCCUCGAGGGCUAAUCACAAUAGGAAAAGCGGGGCCCAGUGGAAGAGGAGCAGGGGAAUGUUUCCCAUGUAACAAUCGUACGGAGAAUAAAUAUGGAAGUUUGGAACAAUGGGAACGGAAUAUUUGUAAAUAAAAAGGGAAGGAAUAAAACUUAUUGUUUAGUAUAAAAUUAUUUAAUAAAUACACAAUAAAGUUACGUUUUUCCAAAAAAAAAAAAUGGUAAUAAUUGUUUAAUCAUAUAGGUCCAUCAAUUCGGCACAAUUCUUCCUAAUUAUUGUAUACUAACUUUUUCGCUAAGCACCAAAAAUUUUUUUUAUAUUUUACAUCCACAAGCUGUCAAAAAUGACGUGUAUUUGACAAUAGAAUUCCUAUUUGAAUGCGAUAUUCAAUUUUAUUAGUGUAUAGCAUUGAUUCUAUAGGAUCCGAAAUCUAUCAAUAAAAAACUGGGCUACCAUCUCGUUUUGUAUUCACGGAAACAAACUAGUGGAUAAAUUUCAUACAUUGAUUCGUUUAAAACAAAAACAGGUACCGAUUUGCAAUUACAAUCACCCAGAAUGAAGAUAUUAAACUGUCUGAUCCAUCAAACUUAAUAAGUAAUAAAAUACUCCAAUUGAAUGAUAAGAUAUGAACCAAUAUUUACUCUAAGAGAAACCAAUUACAAACUUUCCAUUACACUGUCUGGUCCUUCAAGCCGGAUACAAGAACUAACGAUUCAUGAAAAGCUUCAACAACCAUUCUAAAGAAGAACCAGUUUUAAACCAUCAUAGCAAUCCGAUUACACUUUCUGGUCCUUCGAGUCGUAUAAGAACCAAAGAUUUACGAGGAACCAGUUCAGUAUCGUUAUCAGUCCGGUGACAUUGUCUGAUAUUUCAAGAUAAAUAAAAACCAUCUAUAAAAGGCUCAAAAAAUCAAGUAAUGUAAUCGAGUAAUCAUGAAAUUAACUUAGAAUAAGAGGAAUUAGAGGAAAUGUCUUCUUUUAUCAGAACAAUACCAUAAAUAAACCGUACCCCACACGAAAUU